Messenger RNA from Daldinia caldariorum, 2692 nucleotides. RefSeq lists its product as uncharacterized. The coding region runs from base 214 to 2310 and encodes 698 amino acids. The record is from RefSeq and is a predicted model, not a curated record. Gene Ontology annotation, molecular function: zinc ion binding. The transcript is spliced from 2 exons. NCBI's taxonomy places the organism in Eukaryota, Fungi, Ascomycota, Sordariomycetes, Xylariales, Hypoxylaceae.
GUUGAGUCAUCGCCCCAAGUAGAUAAAAAUCAAAAUACAUUGAUGUCUCAUAUAUACUUGGCUUUCGGGUCCUCAGAGCGUAAGGUUGAUCUCUCAUUAUUGGUAUUUAUUUCUAUUUCCAUAUUCAGUUGAAAUUUCUCAAGUAAUUGAUAAUAUUCUUUCCAUUGAAGCCUAUUUAUUAGGUUAGGAGGUAGCUUUGUUGCUCUUAGCAUCAUGAUUUCAACUGGAAAUAUCCCUGAAGGCGCUAUCGACGGCCGCCAAGCCGCAGAUAGACCCCCUGCUGAUCACAUCGUACCAAAGCCGAUUCCCGACUCGCAGGCCCGGGAUCCCCGGAAGUACCAGCUGAAUCAGAUGAAAAGGCGCUUCUCUCCCACACAAAAUACGCUGCAAGAUGGAACAACAAAUUUGCUAUUCCGGCUCAAGCCAUCUGAUCCGGACUUUCCUUUCGAGUUGGAUUAUCUAGAGUGCGAGCUUCAGGUACCUGCCUCAUAUCCAGAGAACCCCCCUGUUCUUCGAGUUAAGAAUAAAGACAUCCCCCGGGGGUUCGCCGUCAACAUAGAAAAGGGAUGGAAUAGGCUAGUCCAGGAAAAUAAAGGCUCAACUCUGCUGGCUCUUACCAAUGCUUUGGAUAAGAACCUUGAAGUGUUCCUCUCGGAGCGGAAGACUGAGACAGUUACCCUGUUAUCCUUUAAGGAUACCAGACACCUGAAUAACUCAGCCGCUGCAUUAGACGAAACUGCAUCAACUUCAUCUCGACCGGUAAAGGCGCCACCAAAGCCUGCUCCGACAGCACCUCGAAGACCAUAUGUACCGGAGGAGUCUUUUACGGAAGAGCAAAUUGCCGCGGCGAGAGCAAGGCGAGCGCAAGAGAUCAGACAGCUCGAAUCUCGAAUGUCUCGGACGCCUCACUACCAAAAAUCCGCGGAUGGAAUUGUUUACACGUUACCUUUGGAGCCAAGACGACGGAGCGAACUGCCGCCGGAACUGCAGCAAAUUCAAUCAGUCCAGUUGAUUAUCCCUUUGCUUUACCCCCUGCAGCCGUUGAGAGCCCUGUUUAAUAAUGUCGAGUCAAAAGAUGUCGAGGCCUUGGAGGAAAUCUUCGCGGCCAAGGCUGCGCAACAAAAGCAGAUGAACUUGACGAGCCAGUUGAACUACCUCUCGCAAAAUAUUCACGUCUUGGCUAAACAGGCCCGCGCAGCAAAGAUUCAAUCCGAGGUGGCGGCUCCAAAAGGGAAUACCGAGGUGGUUAGUGCGCCAGCUCGGCAGAUAGGAGCUCCAAAGGAUAUCAGUGACGACGGGAAAAGCCGUAUUCAUGUUAUUCCCCGCCCUCCCGAAUGGAGCUUCGGCCACGAAUCCGGCGACUCGGAUAACUCUGACGACGACGAUUCCUGGGACUCGGAGGACGAUUCCGACGAAGGGGGCGCGGAAAUCAACACACGGGCCGAAGGCGGCUCGGGUAGCAUCACACAGCAGGUGGAAAGGGGCACGGCGAUGUCGUUCCCGUCGAUCGAACUGCACGGCAUCGAGCUGCUGCAGGUAUCGAUAUUGAACCUCAGCGUCAAGUGCGAACGGUGCAAAACGCUCAACGACGCGACGGGGCUAAAGCCGGAAGUCGAAAAGACGGGCAGCUGUAGGAAGUGCGCCACGGCAUUUACGGCCAAGUUCCGCCAGGAGACGGUGCAUCAGAACUCGACGAGGGCCGGGUUUAUUGAUGUCGCCUGCUGCACCGUCGCCGACAUGCUUCCCAGCACGUUCGUGCCUACCUGCUCGCGCUGCUCGACGCCCAGCCAGGGGCUCGUGACCGUGCGCGGCGACGCCGUCACCAACGUGUGCCGGGAGUGCCACGCGAAGUUCACCUUCAAGAUCCCGGAAGUCAAGUUCCUCGCGAUAAGCCAGGGCGCCCUGCCGCCGCCGCCCUCGGGGCCGCGCAAGCGCGCGGAGGAGAAGCUCGGGCUGCACGCGGGGGACGCGCUCCCGCGCAACGGCGCGUGCGCGCACUACCGGCGCUCGUACCGCUGGUUCCGGUUCUCGUGCUGCGGGAAGGUGUACGCGUGCGACAAGUGCCACGACGAGGAGGAGGAGGGGCACGCGCAGGAGUGGGCCCACAGGAUGAUCUGCGGGUGGUGCAGCCGCGAGCAGAACUACGCGCCGGAGGCGUGCGGGUUCUGCGGGCGCAGCGUCAUCGGGAAGAAGGGGAAGGGGUUCUGGGAGGGGGGCAAGGGGACGAGGGAUAGGGCGCGGAUGAGCAGGAAGGAUAAGAGGAAGUUUAGACGGGUGGGGGGCAGCGAGGGGAGGAAGAGGAAGGAUUAGAGUGCCUAACCUAAGGUACCUCCUAGGUGUGGUUUGUUUUUUGUUGGGUGUUGGGUGUUGAGGACCGUGGAUGGGUGGCUGGAUUAAUGGGGUGGUGUCGUCGUUGUUAUCGAUGUCUACCUCGAAAGGGGGAGUUGGUAAUACGACAGCGCCGAUUGUUUACCUAGGCUAUCCGGGCGUUAAACACAUUUUAAAAAAGCGAUUUUGACGAGGGCCGUAGGGGUAUAAGCAUCCGAGCUAAUUAUGAGUUUGGAAUCGUUAACUGCCCCUUAUAUGGAGGGUUGUUUGCAACCUCCGUCUCCAAGUCGAAAUUGUCUUAUUGGGUCAAACGGCAUACCUAAUAAUUAUCAAUUACAAAUAAUACUUACUGCCUGAAGCUUAC